AAGGUAAUUUCCUUCAAUCCUCACUACAGGCAGUUCUUAUGUAUUUGAAUAAUUAUGUAUGUCUUGUACAUUGUAUUAUUUUCUUGCAUUUCUUUUAGUGAAGUCUCUGUUUCUUGUAAAAGAAUUUAUUGCCGUAUGUUUUCCACUGCUGCUUAUGUGCGUAGUGAGUUAUCAUGAUAUGUUCUUACCUUUUCUUUUUCCUUUUGUUUUAACAUUACUUUUAUAGGCUUGCGUCAGUUUUAUGAUAUGGUAAACAUUAUCCCACCAAAAUGAGGUAGAGGAUAUAGGAUAUUGGUGCAGUUCUGAUGGUUUGACUCCAUUUUAUAUUUAGUUAUUUUGCAUAUCUAUGGGCUUUAUCCCAUGGUAUACCUUCUGCUUAUACUAUUUUCAAAAAACAAAAAACCGCAUACAAACAAUCUCUAUUGAUGAUUGCAACUUGUAUCAGUGAUUUUGACUGAUGUCAUUGAUUGACUUUCCAAUUCCAUACAUGUCUUGUCGGAGCUGGUCCUGAUGGGAAACACACAGCAUUAGAAGCAGUUACCAUAGUUCUUCAUUUACCACCACCACAACCUGGGUCAAUGCUGGGCAUUACGUCAGUAGACAGGGUAUCUGCGUCUGAUCCAAAGUCAGCUCUGGCGUUACAGAGAUUAGUACAAGCAGCUGUAUGGUUUCUAGGAGAAAAUGCAAACUAUGCUGCUUCUUAAUAUGCUUGGGAAUCCUCAAUUCCUCCUGGUACUGCAUUGAUGAUGCUAGAUACAGAUAAAAUGGUUGUUGCUGCCAGUUCUCGUAAUCCUACUCUGGCUGGGGCGUUGACUAGGCUUCAGAGAUGCGCGUUCAGUGGCUGCUGGGAGGGAAAUACGCAGCCAUGACAAUGCUAAUAAGGAAUGGACAGAUGCAGAACUUAAGAAACUAUAUGAAACUCAUGAACAGUUGCUUGAUCUUGUUUCGCUGUUUUUGUUACGUCCCUAGAGCAAAGUAUCUGCCAUUGGGGCCAAUAAGUGGAAAACUUAUCGACAUCUACCGCACGCGGCACAAUAUUAGUGCAUCAACUGCUUUGAGUGAUCCAGCUGUUGCUACUGGAAUUUCUGAUCUUAUGUACAAAUCUAAACCAGCACCUGAAGAUCCUGAUGUGCUUGAUGAUGACCUUGUAAAUGCUUGGGCUGCAAACCUUGGUGAUGACGGACUCUUAGGAUGUCACACCCCCAUCCCGACCUACGCCCAGGAUCGCCACGUGAUGUCAUUUAAUACUCGAACAUCCAAUAUACCCCGCCUCCAAGACAUGAAAUAAGACCACUCAAGGUCCAAAUUUCAUAAUAAUUUUUCGUAA
This is a messenger RNA of Malus domestica (apple), 1327 nucleotides long. RefSeq lists its product as uncharacterized. Lineage: Eukaryota; Viridiplantae; Streptophyta; Magnoliopsida; Rosales; Rosaceae. The record is from RefSeq and is a predicted model, not a curated record.